Messenger RNA from Cucurbitaria berberidis CBS 394.84, 1572 nucleotides. RefSeq names its product kynureninase. Bases 1 to 1572 code for a protein of 523 amino acids. Gene Ontology annotation, biological process: NAD+ biosynthetic process. The transcript has 2 exons. Gene Ontology annotation, molecular function: kynureninase activity; pyridoxal phosphate binding. Gene Ontology annotation, cellular component: cytoplasm. The record is from RefSeq and is a predicted model, not a curated record. Lineage: Eukaryota; Fungi; Ascomycota; Dothideomycetes; Pleosporales; Cucurbitariaceae.
AUGCCGAAGCUUCACAACUCUUAUCUGGAAAUUGAGGAUGCGAAGCUAUGCUCGGAAGAGUUUGCGAAGAAAGAAGACGAAAAAGAUGAACUGAGAAAAUUGAGGCAAGAGUUUGUAAUACCAACGAAAGGCGAUCUCAAGACGAGAAAGUUUGGCUUCGAAACUAAAAUCAAAAGCGCGUCAACCGACGCCGUUGCAGCUUCAAAAGAAGACCCUGUGGACGAGUCGAUAUACUUUUGCGGUAAUUCACUCGGCCUGCAGCCUCAACGGACAAAGGAGUAUAUCAACCGAUACUUGGACACUUGGGCAUCUAAAGGCGUCUUCGGCCACUUCACCGAAUACGAGGGAGGCUUACCCCCAUGGCUACAUAUCGACGAUGCGAUCAAAGAACAGACGGCCAAGGUGGUUGGGGCACUACCGAGUGAAGUGGUGAUUAUGGAGACUUUGACGGCGAACCUACACUUGCUCAUGUCGAGCUUCUACCGGCCAACCAAGGAUAGGUGGAAGAUCAUCAUCGAGGGCAAAGCGUUUCCUAGUGAUCAUUACGCUGUCCUCUCACAGAUCGCGCACCACAACCUCGACUCAUCCGCCCUCAUCACCAUCGAACCUCCCUCGCCGUCUUCACCAUACCUCACCAUUGAACACAUACUCUCGGUGAUAUCCGAACACGCACCAACAACCGCUUUAGUCCUUCUACCCGGUAUCCAAUUCUACUCAGGUCAAUUCUUUGAUAUCGAGCUCAUCACACGACACUGCCGGUCGCUAGGUAUAACGGUAGGAUGGGAUCUUGCACAUGCAGCGGGCAACGUGCCAUUGAAGUUGCAUGACUGGAAUGUGGACUUUGCAGCAUGGUGCAACUAUAAGUACCUCAACGGUGGGCCGGGUGUCAUUGGUGGUUUAUUCGUACACGAGCGGCAUGGUACGGUCGAAAAAGCGCGAGCGGCCAAGGCAGACGGAAUCGACGGUGGUGACAGCGCGAACGGUGCACCGACUAGAGAACAGCAGGGAAGCAAUGACUCGCAACUCGUCUACCGACCACGACUGAGCGGCUGGUGGGGAAGCGAUAAAAGUAGCAGGUUUCGUAUGGAGAACAAGUUCGUCCCGAUAGCUGGAGCAAGCGGCUUUCAGCUUAGCAAUCCGAGUGCCCUAGAUUUGACGUCCGUCAUGGCGAGUUUGGAAGUGUUUGCGCUGACUAACAUGGAGGCGUUGCGUCAACGAAGUUUGCGAUUGACGGGAUAUCUUGAGGCAAGACUCCUACGGUAUGCAGGCGGAGAAGCACCGUACAAGAUAAUCACGCCAUCGAACCCGGCAGAGCGCGGUGCACAGCUUAGCGUUCUACUCAACCCAGGCUUGCUAGAUCAUGUGAUGCAUUACAUUGAGGAACACGGAGUGGUGGUGGAUGAGCGAAAACCUGACGUGGUGAGAGUUGCGCCUGCGCCACUGUAUAACUCUUUUCACGAUAUCCACCGCUUCAUCAUCAUCUUCCAUGAGGCCUGUCGUAGAGCUGUGAAGGGCGUCGACCAAACACAUACUAAGGACACAGGAGUUCCAAGCCGCAUUGCUGCCACAUAA